Ectocarpus sp. CCAP 1310/34 is the source of this 721-nucleotide messenger RNA. Lineage: Eukaryota; Phaeophyceae; Ectocarpales; Ectocarpaceae. The record is from the annotation of a GenBank genome assembly.
GAUGGCGAAGCCGAAGGGCAGGAGGCAGCCAACUGGUGGUGUAGUUGGACGCCCUUCCAAGUCGGACAAGAGAGCCAAAACAGCAGCAGCGAGAGGUCCGUUGGCCCAGGAGAGACUCCAAGCUGAGCUCGAGCAGCAACGUGCAGCGCUCGCGGCGGACAGAGCAGAGAUGGCGCAGAGGGAGCAAGCGCUCAGAGCGAAGGAGGCUGCGUUCGCCAAGAAGGAGCAAGAAAUGGCGCGCGCCGCUGCACAGCGGGAAAAGCGUGAGCAGCAGGAGGUUGAGCGCGUCCAAGCAGCAGCUGCUGCUGCGGCGGAGAAGGUUGCUCAGGGCCUGGACUACAUGGACACAUCUGUGCACGAGGUGAAGCCGAAGAAGGGCGAGGUCUGGACCCAGUUGCAGUCAAGGAUGGUCCUCAUGCUACUCUUCGACCUCCGCAAGGAAGGUUGCUCUGAGAACGAGGCGGUGUUGCAGGCCGAUGUCUUUUUUAAAUAUUCAUCUUGAUCAAAGAGGGGUAACGGUUGGUUUUUGAAUCUAUACUCCGGAGUAUGUGCUGUACACCCUAUUUUUGCUGCCAACAGCAGAUGUUCAUGUGUGGUGUGUGUGUUUUCGUUCCAUUUACAAUGUAUGUCGGGCGCGAGCCUUUGCCGUUCGUUACACGGUUGACUCACCUGUCUACGUCACACAAGUAUUCAGCAGGAAUACAUUGUACUGUUGUACAGC